Messenger RNA from Vigna umbellata (rice bean), 1367 nucleotides. Lineage: Eukaryota; Viridiplantae; Streptophyta; Magnoliopsida; Fabales; Fabaceae. The record is from RefSeq and is a predicted model, not a curated record.
UUCUGUCUACCCCAAUCUUGGCUUGGCAGGUCAGACUAGAGCUUUUGGAAUCCAGAAGAACCUAUAAAUGAAUUCUGGAUUUCGGAUAGUCACAUAGAAAAAGGAAAAAACAGAGAAAGCAAGGGAAAUAAUAUUUUUGUAGUGUAUAUUCACUAUUGAAUUGAAUUACCAAGAACAAAAGAAAGAAUUCUCCUUUCAUGAGUUCUCUUUUCUACAUAGCUGGUGCUCAGUUCCCAAAUGAUAACUAGUCAGAGUACGCCCUUCUGCCAUCCUCUACGUCUUUUGCGAAGUGCCAAGUUUUGCUCAUGACAAGAUUCCUCUACUGCUGUCUCAAUGACAAGCUUCCAAAUAAGUUAGUGUUAUAUUGUAUAUUUGUAAAAGGCUUAGUUACUUUUGGUUGUACCAAUGUCAUUUGCAAAACGGCCAAGUUUUGUUCAUGCUGAAAUUUCUCUACUACUGUUUCGAUGACAGGCUUCCAAUUAAGUUAGUGAUGUACUAGAUAUCUAUAAAUGGUUUGAAGUUGUUUGAUAUUGAUUUUGAGCUAGGCUAUAUUAGAUGUCAAAUACACAACUUGUGAUUUAUCAAGUAAUAUCUUUUUUUUGAAGGCUUAUUUACUUCUUUAUUCCUCCUUUUCCAUCCGUAAGUACCUUUUGCUCCAUAAUGUAGCAAUACCACCACAUACACAACAUGUUGGAACGCUCGAAAAGUUUAACUUUUUGCCAAAAUUGAUAAUGAUUAUAUGGCAAAAAGGUGUUUGUUGUCUCAUAAUCCCAUGCUUUUGUUCCUGUCCUAAAGAAAUUAAUUUUGUAGGUAUCACUCCCUAUGUUCAUAUAAUGGUGAUGAUGACAUGUUCAGUUCUGACCUGAGUGAAGACCAGUUGAAGAUGAGGCUGGGGCAUAUGUCUAACACACAUUGUCAGGUUAUAUUUUCAAUGAGUGACGAAUAUGUGCCAGAUUACGUUGAUAAGAAAGCUCUUGUUGAGCGGUUAUGCAGAGCGAUGGGAGGAGCAGAGAAAGUAGAGAUCGAAUAUGGAAAUCACUCCCUCUCUAACAGAGUUGAAGAAGCUGUUGAUGCUAUUAUUGAUUUCUUAAAAAGAGAGGGACCCAAAGGCUGGGAUGAUCCAUGGAGUUAAUUGGAUGUCUCUAUCAAUUUUCAAUGCCCCCCUUUUUUUUUAUUAUUAUGAUAGUUUUGAUUUCCUUCUGUCAAUCUUUUUUUUUCUCCCAUAUAUAUUUUUUUGGGGUGGAGGGUUUGAAUUUGUUGGGGUAGCUAUUUGCAGCCUUAGUUUUUUGUUGAUAUAACAAAUGUUAAUAUUUAUAAUCUCAGAAGAGAAGUGGUAUAUCUGUUUUUUCAAUUUAUUAUUUUAUACC